Spathaspora passalidarum NRRL Y-27907 is the source of this 981-nucleotide messenger RNA. RefSeq names its product WD40 repeat domain-containing protein. Gene Ontology annotation, cellular component: catalytic step 2 spliceosome. Bases 1 to 981 code for a protein of 326 amino acids. The record is from RefSeq and is a predicted model, not a curated record. The transcript is spliced from 2 exons. Lineage: Eukaryota; Fungi; Ascomycota; Pichiomycetes; Serinales; Debaryomycetaceae. Gene Ontology annotation, molecular function: protein binding; RNA binding.
AUGUCGGUGGCAAAGAGACAACGAAGAAGCAUUGAUGAUACAAAUGCACCUAACAUACAAGAAUCAACACUGCUUGAAAACGGGCACCAGGGAACUGUAUACUGUACUAAAUUUAAUCAUGAAGGCACCAAAAUAGCCAGUGGUGGACAUGACAAAACUAUCCAAUUGUGGAACCUACCUACAUCUACAGAAGAUCCUGAUCCAAAUUACUUAGAGCUCCUUGGACACAAAGGUUCAGUAAUAUCUGUGAGUUGGUUGUUUGAUGAUGGUACCUUAGUAAGUGGAUCUGCUGAUUCAACUAUUGGAUUUUGGGACGUGUUUACAGGACGAAGGUUGAGAAAAUGUACUGGGCAUGAAGGUGUGAUUAACCAAGUAACUACAUGUUCUGAUCAUGUUGUAUCUGUUGGUGAUGACGGGAAAUUGUUGUUUUGGGAUAUACGAUUUAAAGAUCCAGUAGCCAAUGUUCAAACCAAAUAUCCCUUGUUAUCAUGUGUAUUUAACCACAAGGGAAAUACUGUUUACACAAGUGGAAUAGAUCCUGCAAUUACGGCAUAUGAUGUUCGAGUACUCAACAAACCUUUAUGGAAGGAAGAGAAUGGCAAUCACUCGUCCGUUACUUCUUUGGCUAUAAGUAAAGAUGACACCAUGCUACUUAGUCGGUCAAUGAACGGUGCAAUUCUUACAUACAAUGCCAGUGACAUUGUCCCUACCAACAUUCCCCGUGUAAACACACAUGGAUACAUUGGUGCUCCUUCAGGAAAGGAAAAUUUACUAAUUCGAGCAUGUUUUAGUAAUGAUAAUAUUCGCAUAGUUUCAGGUUCUGAAGAUGCCCAUGUUACAGAAUGGGACUUGGGAUCGCAUGAGAUAAUCGGCAAGUACAAUGGCCAUGAAGGUGCUGUUGUGGAUGUUGAUUAUCAUCCAGACCAAAAGAUUGUAGUUUCUUGUUCUACUGAUUCACGAGUCAUAGUUAGAGAAUUAUAA